This is a messenger RNA of Ipomoea nil (Japanese morning glory), 498 nucleotides long. RefSeq lists its product as uncharacterized. Lineage: Eukaryota; Viridiplantae; Streptophyta; Magnoliopsida; Solanales; Convolvulaceae. The transcript has a single exon. The record is from RefSeq and is a predicted model, not a curated record. Gene Ontology annotation, biological process: regulation of DNA-templated transcription. The coding region runs from base 1 to 498 and encodes 165 amino acids.
AUGAGUGGAUUGUUACGAACCACAUCCCGUUCAGAAGAAGAGAAUGGUGUUUACGGCAAGUUCACUCGUCCAAAUUCAAGUUUGGUAGAGUUCUAUAUGCAAUUUGAGAGCGUGCUCGCAACACAACGAUACCGACAGUCUAAAUUGAAUGCAGCGUGCGAGGGAUACUUGCCUGAAUUUAAAACUCCAUUUGCACUUGAGCGUCACAUUGCAGAAGUGUUCACGAUAACUAUUUUUUACAAGCUGCAGACAGAGCUCGAGGCUGCUUGUUUUUAUUGCUGUGUUGUAGGAAUACAUCAAGAGGGUGAGAGCACCAAUUACACCAUCAAAGGCGAAUACAACUCGAAUUUCAUCGUGCAGUUCAACCCGAGGGGCCCUGAUGCAUCAUGCAACUACAACAUGUUCCAACGAAUCGGCAUGGUGUGCCGUCAUAUGUUCCUUGUUUUCCGGGGGGCACAGAUAGAGCAAUUACUGUCGAAAUACGUUACCCGUCGUUAG